CGGGCGCCCAGCGUCCGUGCCUGUCGCUCCCCGCUGCGGCCCCUCGGCCGGGCACAGCCUGCAACGCGCGCGCCCCCCCGGGCGAGGGGCGGGGGCGAGCACUGUCCCGGCCGGCGCUGAUCUUACGCUCCUAUUGGCCGCUGUCUGCGCUGACGUCACGAUCAUGAUGAGAAUUAAUGAUCGGAGGCGCUGAUUUCAUUGUGUGACGCCGGGACCGACCCAGCCGAAACCGGCUGAAUCCGGAGCCCCGAUCGCCCUGCAGCAGCCCCGCACAGCACGAUGAAUCUGCGUUCUGUAUUUACUGUAGAGCAACAAAGGAUAUUGCAGCGUUAUUAUGAAAAUGGAAUGACAAAUCAAAGUAAAAAUUGCUUUCAGCUCAUAUUACAGUGUGCACAAGAAACUAAACUGGACUUCAGUGUAGUCAGGACCUGGGUUGGCAAUAAACGAAGGAAGAUGAGCAGCAAGAGUGCUGUGGAGUAUGGAGGCACUCCCCCAGGGUCUGUCCCUACCACUCCCUCAGUGCCUCCAGAAGUUAGAAACGUGGUAAAUAUUGCUCGAUCCCAAAGUCAGCAACCUUCUUGGACCUCUUCUAAUAAUAACGAUGUAAUAGUUACUGGUAUUUACAGUCCUGCUAGCUCAUCUGGCAGGCAAGGAUCCACCAAGCAGACAAAUGCUUCAGUGGCAGAGCUCCAGAAAGCCUCUAUUCCCCGGCUGCCAGGGAAAGGCGACUCGGAGUUCCAGCAGCAGCACAUCCCCAUCGGGCGCCAGGUACCGCACUGUAAGAAUGCUUCCCUCUUGGUGGGGGAAAAGACCAUUAUUUUAUCUAGGCAAACGAGCGUGCUGAAUUCUGCAAACUCCAUCUACAGUCACACCAAAAAAAGCUAUGGUGGCUCCUCAGUCCAGACUGCAGAGUUGGUGUUACCUCAGAAACCCAUGAUAUGCCACAGGCCCUGCAAAGCUGAGCCCACGGGAUGUCAAAGGUUACAAAAGCCGGAUCACGCGUCUCUCUCCUCGCACGUGCCCCCUGGACAAAGGGCUAAUCCCAGGGACCCUUCUUGUAGCACACAAAACCUGGAAAUCCGGGAAGUGUUUUCUCUGGCAGUUACAGAUCAACCUCAAAGAGUGGUGGGAGGCAGCGCAGCGCAGAAGCACUGCUCGACGGAGGGCAGCUGUCUGUCCAUCGCGAUGGAAACUGGCGACGUGGACGACGAAUAUGCCAGGGAAGAAGAGCUGGCAUCCAUGGGAGCACAAAUACAAAACUAUUCAAGAUACUGUGAAAGCAGCAGUUUUGUCCGAGUGGAGAACCAAAGUGCAGCCUUGUCUGGGCCAGGAAGAAACGCCAGCUGUAGUUCACAGCUGGUGAAUGCCAGGGACAUGCCUGACAAUAUUCUGUAUCAUAACAGAGACUACAACUUGCCUGCACGGACCUCAUUGCAUACAACAUCCAGUACACUGUAUAGCAGUGCUCAUCCCUCAAGAAGUACCUUUUCUCCUCAUUUUACAUCUUCGAGUCAACUGAGGCUGUCACAAAACCAAAAUAACUACCAGAUAUCAGGAAACCUUACUGUGCCUUGGAUUACAGGUUGUUCCAGAAAAAGAGCAUUACAGGACCGCACGCAGUUUAGCGACCGAGACUUAGCUACCCUGAAGAAGUACUGGGACAAUGGCAUGACCAGCCUGGGCUCAGUCUGCAGAGAGAAAAUUGAAGCUGUGGCAGCAGAAUUAAAUGUUGACUGUGAAAUAGUGCGGACCUGGAUUGGGAAUCGCAGACGGAAAUAUCGUUUAAUGGGGAUUGAGGUCCCACCCCCUAGAGGAGGUCCUGCUGAUUUCUCUGAUCAGUCUGAAUUUGUUUCUAAAUCAGCACUUAAUCCAGGAGAGGAAACUGCUACUGAAGUGGGGGAUGAUAAUGAUAGGAAUGAUGAAGUAUCAAUCUGCUUAUCUGAAGGAAGCUCACAAGAAGAGACAAGUGAAGCUCUCCAAAAUGAAGAAAUUGGUCACAAAGAUGAUGACCAGAAUCCAGUAUCUGCUGAUAAUGUGAAGAUAGAAAUCAUAGAUGAUGAAGAAAGCGACAUGAUCAGUAAUUCUGAAGUGGACCAAAUGAGUUCCCUUUUGGACUAUAAGAAUGAAGAAGUCAGAUUCAUUGAGAACGAGCUGGAGAACCACAAACAGAAGUAUUUUGAGCUGCAGACGUUUACUCGGAGCUUAAUACUUGCUAUUAAAUCAGAUGAUAAAGAACAGCAGCAGGCACUGCUCUCAGACUUACCUCCUGAUUUAGAAGAAAUGGAUUUCAAUCAUGCAUCCCCAGAGCCUGAUGAUACCUCAUUCAGCUUGUCGUCUUUAUCAGAGAAAAAUGCCUCAGACAGUUUGUGAUUGAUCUUUUGUAACUGACAAGAAGCAGCCCCACCUUGUGGGUAGGUUUCAAGAGAACAGCAUUUUGCUUUCCAGUGUUCCUCAGUCCAAAACAGAAAGCCCAAGGUGAAGUAGACUCUCCCGAAGGAUGACUGCAGUGUGUCAUGGCUACAGUGUGCACUGUCAAGCAAUUCUGAAUGUUGGGGUUUUUUGGUAAAUGCAAGAACUGUGUGAGGGAAGGUUUCACUUUCAGCAGUUUGGCCUUGAUUAGGGUAACUUCUGCCUCUCCAGAAGAAUUCUUGCUCUGUAGCAAAGUCUUUUUGAGCAGGGAUCCAAGAGUGGAAAACAAAUGACCCGUUAUAGAGACGCUCAACUCUUCAGAGUUGCUUGCUCACCAGUCCUCUUUAUUACUUUUUCCCCCCCAUUUUUACUCAGGUAGGUGGACUAAAACUUGGGGUUCCAAAUAGGAAAGAAUGAGCUUUUAAAGAGUUGUGCUUUGAACCCUUGGGAAAGUCUGAAAUUAAACUCUGAUGGUUUUCAUUUGUAUGACUUCAGAUUGUUGAAUCUUCCAUUUUCUGACCAAAAUAGCUGAAACAGCUUUGAAAGGCUAACUGAAAGAUUGGAAUUCUCAUCAAUAAAUUAUUAAUGUGAUGAAGCAGUCCUAAGUCUUGUAACAAAUGAGCUGGAUCUGGGAAACCGGAUAGCUGCAGAACACAACCUUCUGAUGCUCUCACCAUAGCAAUGGGAUUAGAUCUUUGUGCUCCUCGUCCGAGUUUUCUCAGCGUAGUUACAGGUUUCAUUUGUCAAAGCCUGGAUGCUGAAGUUCUGUUCUUUAAGUAGUUCAAGUGUUUGGAAUUGACUUUUGCAGAUCUAAAUGUGACCUGGUUUUGAAGUAGCCCUGUCUGACAAAUGUUUUGGCAACUGCCAGGUGCCAUUUCUAAACUGUGAGCUGACUGCAGGUAGUGGCUGAAAUCAAUUUCUUCUUUCCUGGCUGUCUUGACAUUGAAUCCCUUUACUCACCUGGUGAAAUGGAUGUGCAAACACG
Dryobates pubescens (Downy woodpecker) is the source of this 3394-nucleotide messenger RNA. It is a transcript of the gene HDX, whose product is annotated as highly divergent homeobox. Lineage: Eukaryota; Metazoa; Chordata; Aves; Piciformes; Picidae. The record is from RefSeq and is a predicted model, not a curated record. Gene Ontology annotation, molecular function: DNA-binding transcription factor activity, RNA polymerase II-specific; RNA polymerase II cis-regulatory region sequence-specific DNA binding. Bases 280 to 2370 code for a protein of 696 amino acids. Gene Ontology annotation, biological process: regulation of transcription by RNA polymerase II. The transcript is spliced from 10 exons.